Messenger RNA from Drosophila montana, 1388 nucleotides. RefSeq names its product circadian clock-controlled protein daywake-like. The record is from RefSeq and is a predicted model, not a curated record. Bases 88 to 840 code for a protein of 250 amino acids. The transcript has 3 exons. NCBI's taxonomy places the organism in Eukaryota, Metazoa, Arthropoda, Insecta, Diptera, Drosophilidae.
UUAACCCACAGUAAGUAGAUCUACCGAACACUUUAGACGUGCCGAGCCGCGUCUGUGAAUCGAACGUGAUUCAUUUGAAAGAGGAAAAUGAUAUCCUACGUCUUAGCUAUAUAUUUACUUCUGAUCGUUAAUUCCUGCAAAGCAUUACCAGAGGAAAUCAAGAAAUGUCGGUUUGGGGACGAUAAAUGCAUAGUUGAGUCAAUAAAUGAUAUCAUAGGAAAAUAUCCAAAAGGAAUACCUGAAAUAGGCAUCAAGCCAAUCGAUGUGGUUGAUAUAAAGGAUACAGAACUCUUAAAAACAGAUCGAACUGGAGUUUACUGGGCGGCCGUCAAGUUGAUUAACCAAGUCAACUAUGGCUUCGAAAACACAACCAUUACCAGCGUUGAGGGCUUCGAAAAGAAUCCCACAGCCAGCCAAAUAGUAAUCUCUGGUCGCAUACCCACUUUGGUGCACAAGGGCACUUUGGACGCAAACAUUCGGAUCUGGUGGGUUCAAUUGAAUCAGACCUGUAAAUCGAUAUCGGAAUUUCAUAAUAUGUACUUCACCUUAACACUGAAAGUCUCACUGGAAUUUCGGAAUAAUAAACGAUACCUGAAAAUCUACGAAUUGAGUCCAACUGUGAAAAUCGAUCGCUGGAUUUUAGAGAUUGAAAGCCUUUUUAAAGAAAACACCGAUCUUACCAUCUUUUUAAAUCGGUUGUUCAACCAACGAUGGACUGAGAUCUGGAAUGAAUGGGAACCAAGAAUAUUGGACACAUUUGCCAGUGUCUUUAUCGGCAUGAUAAAAGAUACAUUCAAUCAAAUUCCUUACGACGACUUGUUUCUGCCAGAUGAUAAUUGAUCUUGAUGGGAUAUCCUAUAGUUCAUCCUGUUAUGAUAUGACAACGUAUCAAGUUUUGAAAAGAAAUAACUUGUUUUGGCUAUUUUGCAGUUUUGGGCUAUCAAUCUGUAGAGUUAUUUGAAUUGGGCCGAUAAUUGUCUUAGUUAUAGUUAAUAGGUAUAUAAAUGCAUUAAAUGCAUUUCAGAUCCCAAAAAUCAUAUGUAUUCUUGGUCAGCAUCAAUAGCCGAGUUGAUCUAGCCAUGUAUUAGCUAUCGGAUUCGGUUUCUUGACCACAUCUUGGAGCUUUUAAGGGGUAGACAUACAAAAUUUUGGAUGUGAUAACCUUCCCCGUUCAGGGAAGAUGAAGCACAGAAACGUGUGUGUGUCUUUCUCUGUUUUUGUGAAUAAUAGAUAGAAUAUUAGAAGUGCGAAUGUUUCAGGGUAUCUCCUAGUCAGGCACUCCCAACUAGAGCACUCGUACAUGUUUGGUUUAAUUCGUAUAUUUAAUUUUAUUUGUUAAUAAAUAUUCCUAAUGAAAUGAGUUAAUAAAAGUACCGAUACAACUAUUA